GCCAGCCAACACCUUCCAGGCUCUCCUCUUCCUGCUCUUUUCUCUUCCUGAUCUUCUCUUCCCUUGCAUGUCAUAUCCAGGCUUCACUCCCUAGGGCGCACACAGCUGCCUUUCCUCCUGACCCCACUCUGCAGAGCACAGACUUCAGACAACAGCAGGGCUACAAGGCAUUCUGCCCAGCAUGGGGACCAGCCUUCAGGGGCUGUUGAGGGGCUCUAGAAAUAUCUGGAGAAAGGGGAACUAGAAGCCGAUUUGACUACAUCAAAGAAGAAGCAUUGCCCUGAACUCACAGCCAAGUUUUAAAACCUUUCUGAGGUCCGGGCCAUCAGCAGAAUGUGACCAAGGCUUUCCCUCCCUUUCAGAGAGUUAAAUUCACGCCUUUGGGCGCCAGGGUCUAGAGAAGGAGCUAUGGAGCUGGCUGCUGCUGCCAAGGUCCUUUCCUGCCACUUGGUCCUGCUGUGCCUGCUGUCUGUCUGUCUGUGUUCAGGGAGACAAGAGGCUGCCUCUCUUUGCAACAGCUUCAACGUUGUCAAGUCAGAGUCUGGACAUUGGAGAAAUGAAGUCCAAGGCCUACUGAACAGACAGACAUUUUUUCUCUACAAGGAUAACAAGUGUCAUGCCAGUGGUGCUCAUGGGAACAGCCUGAAUGCCACAAAGAUCUGUGAAAAACAGGUUGACACACUGAAACAUGGAGGUGACAUUUUCAAAGGGAUGCUGCUUCAGUUGUGGGGGGAAUUUAACACAAUCAGAGUGGGCACAGAGCCUCAUACUCUGCAGGCUGACAUCUGUUGUCAGUAUGAAGGAGACAACCGUUUCAGGGGAUCCAGUGUUGUUAGCCUCAAUGGAAAGAAUAUGCUCCAUGCUGACACAAGUACUGGAAACUGGACUGAACUGGAGCCCAGAUUCAAGAAGAUGAUGGAUAUGUGGAAGAAAGACAGGGAUAUAGCUGCCUUCUUAGACAAGACUUCACAGGGUGACUGCAGGACCUGCCUUGAGGAGCUCAAGUCACACUGGAAAGACCAUCCGGAGCCUACAGAAAAAACAAUAAAGACCGUGGAUAGGAUCCAGCAUACAUCUGACAAUGCCUUGGUUAUUAUUGGAUCCACAUUAGCAGCCAUGUUGUUUAUGGGAUUGAUCAUCUCAGGAUCCUGUUAUGUAUCAAGAAGACACUUACAUGAAAGAAAGAUGGAUGUGCAGUCCUCAUCACCAUCUCUGUUGGGUGACUCUUUGACAUUGCCCGAGACGAGUUCAGCAAAUGAAGCAGAUGAAUUUCCUACAGCAUCUCAGAAUUCUGUGCUGUUGACUUUGGACCACACAGAUGGGAACCCAUGAGACUGAUGGCUGACAGAGCCUCACACACCAGGGCAUCAGAGUGCACUAGGCCUUUGCCAUCAGGGGCUUCCUCUUGCUCUGUCUCUUUCCUUUCUCAUGCUUCCAUGAUAGCAGUGUGGAGAUCCGGCAGGGCCUGGCUCUAAAUAACUCCUCACAAUGGCUUGCCCUGAGUGUCUCCAUUUUAUGAAAGCACUUUGCUCACUUCUGAGUGUAAUGCAGACAUUGGAGGACAUGGAACCUCACUUUAAACACAGACAUGUCAGUCAGGUACCAUCCAUGAUGCAGAUGUUGAUAAUUAACUUAAUCCCAAAAGUAAAAAUAUGCUUCCCAUGAACUUAUCAAAAUAGGUUUGAAGUUGAGAACACAUGUGCAUCUCAGAUCAUCUCAGAGAAGCAGGUCUGAGGAUAUCUCACCCUCACCUGGACCCCUAAAGAGGUGAAGUCCCCUGCCAUGAUUAUGGCCCCUACAAACUUGCCCUCUGGCUAUUUGUGUGGUCAGGAGCCUGCUCGCAGAAAACUCCUGAAAAUCUUCAGGCUUCAGCUCCAUCCACAUUGCUAAUGCCUCCUGCUUGAAUUACUGGCUGACAGUUCAUCUGCUGCUCCAUGCUAAUGUGGGUCUGCAUCUCACCUGCCGGAUCCUGGGGUCCUGCACCUCUCCUCUGCUGUUCACUCAGUCCUGAGGCCUGGUGCAGCCCUGCAGCCCUGCAGCUCUCCCCUGCCUUCCUUAACAGCUCUCUAACCACCUGCAUGGAGCCUGUCUGUGGGACUAGGAUCCUCUGUCUCUGCCUCCAGCCUGGUCUUUGUGAACUCUAAUGGCAACUGGUUCACUCUUUAAUGCAGUUCUGUGAUCUAAGUACAUAUGAUAACUCUGUGGUAUACAAUGUGUGAUCUGAGAGUUUAUCUAGUAAUUGAGACGGAAGUAAGAGCAAGAGGUUGACCAGGAGACAGUAGUCAAAGAUAAUUAGGAUUACUUGCUAAUUACAUCCUGUGAAUUGGAUGAAGAUGGUAAGUUCACAUAUAUAUGUGAGCACCAGUUUUCCUGGAAUAGGUCACUGAUUCAGGAUUUUACUCACAAUAUUUUCUAGUGAGUAAAUAGUCCAUUUGCAAAGAAAUUCAAAAUACCCUAUCUUUUUUUUUU
This is a messenger RNA of Apodemus sylvaticus (European woodmouse), 2469 nucleotides long. Its product is annotated as UL16-binding protein 1-like. The coding region runs from base 409 to 1332 and encodes 307 amino acids. NCBI's taxonomy places the organism in Eukaryota, Metazoa, Chordata, Mammalia, Rodentia, Muridae. Gene Ontology annotation, cellular component: external side of plasma membrane. The record is from RefSeq and is a predicted model, not a curated record. The transcript is spliced from 6 exons. Gene Ontology annotation, biological process: positive regulation of T cell mediated cytotoxicity; antigen processing and presentation of endogenous peptide antigen via MHC class Ib; immune response.